AGUUUCACACUUUGUUCAAAAACGCGGCUUCACUUUUAGGUUUACUUCACCGCUCAGCGACAAAAGUCCCUUUGAUUUUGAAAAGAAGAGAGCCUCCUCAUCCUGCUCCCCCAUUAUUCUCUGCUUCUGCCCAUCACUAUCUCUCUCUCUCUUUCUCAGAUUGACGUCAGUGUGCUCUAUACUCGAAUCAUAACGAUUUGUGAAGUUGUUAAGCGUAAGGGUCUCUGGGACAGAGCACAUAUCUCACUCUCAGUUGCAGCAAGUUAACAAAGUCAGGAAACUCCCAGAAAAAUAGGAAGGCACAUAUACAGUUCUGAUGAUGGUGAAUCCGUUAACCCUUUUCGUCGGAUUGGCAAUCCUAAUAAGUCCUCUAAGUGUAACGGUAGUAGAUGGGCUGGGAGUUAACUGGGGAACAAUGGCCACACACAAGCUCCCACCAAAGACAGUGGUUCAGAUGCUCAAGGACAAUAACAUCAACAAGGUUAAGCUUUUCGACGCUGACGAGACCACCAUGGGUGCACUCGCCGGCUCUGGUCUCGAAGUGAUGGUUGCUAUCCCCAAUGAUCAGCUCAACGUCAUGGGAAGCUAUGACCGUGCCAAGGAUUGGGUUCGCAAGAACGUUACUCGUUACAACUUCAGUGGUGGUGUCAAUAUCACGUUUGUAGCAGUAGGGAACGAGCCAUUCCUCAAAUCAUACAACGGAACAUUCAUAAACCUCACGUUCCCCGCGCUCCAGAACAUCCAAAACGCUUUAAACGAAGCAGGACUAGGAAACUCCGUGAAAGCCACGGUCCCUCUAAACGCAGACGUCUACGACUCGCCAGCGAGCGACCCCGUCCCAUCCGCGGGCAGAUUCCGUCCCGACAUCCUCGGUCAGAUGACUCAGAUCGUCGACUUCCUCGGCAAGAACAACGCACCGAUCACGAUCAACAUCUACCCUUUCUUGAGCCUCUACGGUAACGACGACUUCCCUCUCAACUACGCCUUCUUCGACGGUGCUCAACCGAUAGACGACCACGGUGUUAGCUACACGAACGUCUUCGACGCCAACUUCGACACUCUGGUGUCGUCUCUGAAAGCUGUUGGUCAUGGAGAUAUGCCGAUUAUAGUAGGAGAAGUUGGCUGGCCAACAGAGGGUGACAAACACGCUAACACCGGCGAUGCUUAUAGGUUCUACAACGGGUUGUUACCAAGGCUCGGAACAAACAAAGGAACUCCGCUUAGACCGACCUACAUCGAGGUGUACCUGUUCGGGUUACUAGACGAGGACGCUAAAAGCAUAGCGCCAGGAGCGUUCGAGCGCCACUGGGGACUGUUCAGAUUCGACGGGCAACCCAAGUUUCCUCUAGACCUCUCUGGACAAGGGCAGAACAAGCUGCUGGUGGGUGCAAGGAACGUGACGUAUCUACCGAACAAGUGGUGCGAGUUUAAUCCGGACGCGAAAGACCUGACGAAGCUCGCUAAGAACAUUGACUUCGCGUGCACUUUCUCGGAUUGUACCGCGCUUGGUUACGGGUCUUCUUGCAAUGGUCUGGAUGCGAACGGGAAUGCUUCGUAUGCGUUUAACAUGUAUUUUCAGGUGAAGAACCAGGAUGAGAUGGCUUGUGUGUUCCAAGGUUUGGCCAGAGUUACAGAUAAGAAUAUAUCUCAGGGACAGUGUGAGUUCCCUGUUCAGAUUGUUGCUUCUUCGUCUUCUUCUUCUUCUGUGUCUCUUUUUGUUUGGUUGAUCAUCGCUGGAGUUUUGUUUGUCUUGAUGUUUUGAGGUCCCUUAUUGAUUAUAUAUAUUUCUAUUUUGGUCUUUGUGAUAAUAUGUUGGAUUUUUUUUUGAGUAACUAUCAUUUUUAGAUUUUCAAAAUAUAUAUGUUCUUUUAUUCAGUUUA
Raphanus sativus (radish) is the source of this 1880-nucleotide messenger RNA. Its product is annotated as glucan endo-1,3-beta-glucosidase 8. Bases 317 to 1762 code for a protein of 481 amino acids. Gene Ontology annotation, biological process: carbohydrate metabolic process. The record is from RefSeq and is a predicted model, not a curated record. Gene Ontology annotation, cellular component: plasma membrane. NCBI's taxonomy places the organism in Eukaryota, Viridiplantae, Streptophyta, Magnoliopsida, Brassicales, Brassicaceae. Gene Ontology annotation, molecular function: hydrolase activity, hydrolyzing O-glycosyl compounds. The transcript has 6 exons.